UUGGUUUGGUUUGGUUUCCAAUCAACCUUUCCUUUCUCUGCUCCAAAAUUCCUCAACCAAUGAGCUCCGAUCGGAAAGUAGCCAGUGCUAUAGGCGGCAAGACCGCCCGAGCCUGCGACAGUUGCGUGCGUAAACGCGCCCGUUGGUACUGCGCAGCCGACGAUGCCUUCCUCUGCCAAGGCUGCGAUGCUUCAGUCCAUUCUGCCAACUCUUUAGCUCGUCGCCAUGAAAGGGUUCGACUAAAAACUGCAUCACUAAGGCCUCCCAAUGAAGAUGACAAUUCUUCUUCAUUCCAAAAUUCUCUCCCUUCAUGGCAUCAGGGUUUCACCCGCAAGGCUCGAACUCCUCGAAAUGCCAAAUCAACUAUGAAACCACCCAAAACCGAAGAAUCCAUUCCUUUAAACCCUCUUCCUCUAGUUCCUGAGAUGGGUAGUGAUGAAGCUUCACCGGACGAGAACGAAGAGCAGCUUCUCUAUCGUGUCCCCGUCUUUGACCCUUUUGUUGCUGAGCUCUGCACCUCUACAGCAUCCAGUGAAGCAGCAGCACCAGCUACCACUACUUCCUGCACAGUUUCUGCCGUAGAAAACGAAUCUAAGGCUUCGUUUCCUGUUGCUAUGGAUAACUUACCUGAGUUUCUACCGUCAGAUAUGGAUCUUGCCGAAUUCGCAGCUGACGUGGAGAGUUUAUUAGGUCGAGGACUUGACGAGAACUCGUUUUGCAUGGAAGGGUUGGGACUAUUGAGUGCUAAAGAGGAAGAAAGAAACAUGGAUACUACCAUGGUGAAGGUUGAGGAAGAAGAAGAAGACGGAGAUGACGUGGACACUGUUAUUGGGUGCCACGUGGAUCCAGACAUUGAGAUGGGGAGAGAGACACUGGACUUGAACUUCGAUUAUGAUUCGCAAACAACCGGUGAGGAGGAAGAAGAGGAGAAAUUUGGUGGUGGUGCAGCAGCAGAUGGUUGUAGUGGAGGUUCGGCCAUGAUGAUGAAGAUCAACGGUGGAUAUAAUUUAAAGCUGGAUUACGAGGCGGUCAUCGCUGUGUGGGUAGGCCAGGGCCAGGGUUCACCCUGGACUACCGGAGACCGGCCCCAACUCAACCUGGACGAUUACUGGCCCGAUUUUCAGAAUUCGAGUUCGAUGGAUGUUCAUCUUCAUCAUCAUCAUCAUCAUCAUCAUAAUCAUAUUCCAUAUGGGGGGGAUAUGGUAAGAGGAGGAGGAGGAGGAGGAGGAGGACACGUGGCAAUGGGUGAUGGAGGAAGACAAGCUAGGGUUUCGAGAUAUAGAGAGAAGCGCAGGACGAGAUUGUUCUCGAAGAAGAUAAGGUACGAGGUGAGGAAACUUAACGCAGAGAAGAGACCAAGAAUGAAAGGAAGAUUCGUUAAGAGGACUUCUUUUGCUGGAACUGGUUUUACCUUCUAAACCCAAAUAGUCAUGGACUGAAUAACCUUAUUGGAACUUACCUUAUUUUUCUCUGCU
This is a messenger RNA of Telopea speciosissima, 1475 nucleotides long. RefSeq names its product zinc finger protein CONSTANS-LIKE 16-like. Lineage: Eukaryota; Viridiplantae; Streptophyta; Magnoliopsida; Proteales; Proteaceae. Gene Ontology annotation, biological process: regulation of DNA-templated transcription. Gene Ontology annotation, molecular function: zinc ion binding; protein binding. Gene Ontology annotation, cellular component: nucleus. The transcript is spliced from 2 exons. The coding region runs from base 60 to 1418 and encodes 452 amino acids. The record is from RefSeq and is a predicted model, not a curated record.